UGUCAGAUUUUCUAACCAAAUUUAUUUGAGCCUCAAACUUUAAGAGGAGCUGUUGUUUUUAUUUACUCGCCAAUCUCGAACAAAACCGGUGCCGCACGCCGUUAAAAAUCUGCAACAAUCUUAUUUUCCUAGUCACAAUGGAUAACCGACUUAAUCGAUAUGAGAAAAUUGAUUUUCUAGGAGAAGGUCAGUUCGCUACGGUUUACAAAGCCCGGGACAUCGAAACCAACGAAAUCGUCGCGGUGAAAAAGAUCAAAAUCGGUAACCGGGAAGAGGCGGCAGAUGGCAUCAACCGUACGGCCUUGCGAGAAAUCAAGCUCCUGCACGAGCUACACCACGAGAACAUCAUCGGAUUGCUGGACGUGUUCGGCCACAAAAGUAACGUUUCGCUGGUGUUUGACUUCAUGGACACGGAUCUGGAAAUCAUUAUCAAGGAUCCGAAGAUUCUGCUGACUCCGGCGAAUAUAAAAAGUUACAUGAUUCAAACGUUGAAAGGGUUGGAGUAUCUGCACCAUCAUUGGAUCCUACAUCGGGAUUUGAAGCCGAACAAUUUGCUGCUCAGUGGAUCCGGAAUACUGAAGAUUGGUGAUUUUGGUUUGGCGAAAUUUUUCGGAUCUCCGAAUCGGAUCAAUACCAAUCAGGUCGUAACCCGGUGGUACCGAUGCCCGGAAUUGCUGUUCGGAGCUCGACAGUAUGGAACCGGAGUGGACAUCUGGGCUGUGGGAUGCAUUUUGGCGGAGCUUUUGCUGAGGGUUCCAUUUCUUCCGGGCGAAAGCGAUCUGGACCAGUUGACACGAAUCUUUCAGGUGAUGGGAACACCUACGGAUGAAAAUUGGCCCGAUGUUAAAUCCCUACCGGACUUUGUCCAGUAUAAGCAUUUCCCGCCCAUUCCCUUGAGAGAUAUCUUCACCGCGGCCUCGGAUGAUUUGCUGGAUUUGGCGAACAAGCUUCUUGCCCUGUAUCCGUUGCACAGGUGCACAUGUACUGAGGCCCUUAAGAUGCCGUACUUCUCCAAUAAACCUGCCCCUUCGAUUGGCAGUAAGCUCCCGAUGCCGGCCAGUUACUACGCCGGAACGAAGGAUAAGGAAGAUAAGCAGCCAACGCUGAAACGGAAACUGGCGGAAACGGUGGACGGAGGAACGCUUCCCAAGCGGUUGCAGUUUUAGCCGGUCGGGUGAGUCUAAGUUCUUGUUUUAGAUUUUAUUCUUGCUGGCAAAUUCGUCCCUUCCGUGCUUUCCAUUGUAGAAUAAACAUUUUUUUUCUAAUA
This is a messenger RNA of Aedes aegypti (yellow fever mosquito), 1267 nucleotides long. It is a transcript of the gene Cdk7, whose product is annotated as cyclin-dependent kinase 7. NCBI's taxonomy places the organism in Eukaryota, Metazoa, Arthropoda, Insecta, Diptera, Culicidae. The record is from RefSeq and is a predicted model, not a curated record. Gene Ontology annotation, cellular component: transcription factor TFIIK complex; transcription factor TFIIH holo complex; cytoplasm. Gene Ontology annotation, molecular function: ATP binding; cyclin-dependent protein serine/threonine kinase activity; RNA polymerase II CTD heptapeptide repeat kinase activity. The transcript has 2 exons. The coding region runs from base 138 to 1166 and encodes 342 amino acids. Gene Ontology annotation, biological process: protein phosphorylation; positive regulation of transcription by RNA polymerase II.